Molecule: messenger RNA, 2361 nt
Organism: Cyanistes caeruleus (blue tit)
Lineage: Eukaryota; Metazoa; Chordata; Aves; Passeriformes; Paridae
Source: RefSeq, a predicted model, not a curated record
AUGAAUGGAUUUAAGCUGCUGAACAUUUCCAAACUGAUUGCUGGAAGUCCCUUUGUGACAUCUGACCUGUUCCCACUGCUGUGCAUGAACCUGGAGCACCUCGGCAAGGGGGGUCUGGGCCAUCCCCCGGCCGAGUCGCACCUGGCCGCGCCGCCGAGGAGCAAGCGAUGUUCCUGCAACAGCUGGCUGGAUAAGGAAUGCAUCUACUUCUGUCACCUGGACAUCAUCUGGGUCAACACCCCUGGGCACACCGCUCCCUAUGGCUUGGGCAGCCCGCCCAGGCGGCGCAAGAGGUCGGCGGGCAGGUGCGAGUGCCAGCACUCCAGGGACAGCUUCUGUGCCACCUUCUGCCAGGGCAGGCCAGGGUACCUCCAGAGUCUGAAGCUCCCCAUGAGCUCCGGAGCAUCAGCGAGGUCUCUGCAGAGCGGUGCCACGAGGCCUCCCCACCACGGGCUGCUGAGAGCUCUCAGGGACCUCAGGGCCUCCAGCCCGCGCUCCAGCCACCGCCAGCAGCGCUCCCGGAGGGACACACAGCCACCGGCUCUGCCCUGGGAAAAAAACAUCUGGAGGAAGAAGAGAUAAGAGGCAGGUGCACACCAAGCUCACCAGAAGAAUUUGGAGUCCUGUGGGUGCCACCAGCUCCGCUGCUGGCUGUUGGAGCUGAAGGGAAGGCCGUGAGCGGAAGGAAGUGGAAGUCUCCGUGCUCCUGCUGCGUGAUCCGGCACUCAAGGGACUGCUGUAAAGGGAAAAACUCUCUCCGUACAGCCAGAGAAGUGUCCUGGAGCUGAAUUGUGCCUUUUUGGAUCGAGCAAGGGUCGUGCUGGAGCAGCACCAGCCAGACCCUGGCCUGGAGCCUCAGCAGGGGCUCAGCCCACGUGUGGUGGGUGAACUGGGGGGCUCUGGGCAGUGCUGGACCCAGCCCACGUGUGGUGGGUGAACUGGGGGGCUCUGGGCAGUGCUGGACCCAGCCCAUCGCUGGCCUGGGCUGCUCUGCCUCGGAGCUGGCCAUGUCCAGAGGGGUUUGGCUGCUCACUGUGGUCAGGGGAGAGCUGCCCCCAGCCCGAGCCCACCUUUGCACUAUUCUGUCAGUCAGUGCCUGUGGAUGAAGCUGCCGUGGUGGAACAGCUCCUAGUUUGUAUUAAAAGUUUAUUUCAUCAUCACCUGGAGCCAGCUGAGCAGUCAAGGGCGUUCACUGGCUGAGAAAUCGCUGAGGUGGAUUUCCACUGAGGUCCUGGCUGAGGUGGAGGAUCAGUUAGCCCAGGGAGGGCAGCAAAGCCAGGUGUGGCUGCUGUGGGGCUGGCUUUGAGCAGGGCUUGAGCCUGGUCUGGGUCUGUGACCCCAUCUCUUCUCCUUGGACACCCCCUCAGUGAGGAUUUCCAGCUCCUGAGUACCCCAGCUCUGCCUGGAGGGAAGGGCUGGGGCAGAGAGGGGUGGUGGGGAGAGGGCAGCAAAGCCUGGCUUGCUGCUUGGCUUAGGGCAGCUCUGAGUCAGGCUCUGGGCAGUAAAUGACCACCCAGGGGUGUCAGGUCACCGUGGGAAGGGGAACCUGGGUGGGGAAUGCAUCAGGUGAGGGGCAGCCAGGUAGGGAUGGUGUGGAGGGAAGGACUGGUGGGAACAGGGCUGGAGCUGGGUGAUCUUUAAGGUCCAUUCCAACCCAAACCCUGCCGUGAUUCUGUAAGAGAGCACAGCCCUGUCUGAGCUUAGGCUCAGGUUUAAACCCAGAUCUGCUGGCUCAGGGGAGAGAAGGAAAAAUUUGGGAAAACCACUGAGCCCAGGGCCUAGAAACCAACCUUGCAGGCAAGGGCAGCCUCAGGGCUCCGGAGCUGUGCCACAAAUGCACUUUUGUCUGCCUGGGCAGAGCUCUGCAGGAAGCCAGGGCUGCACCUGGGCAGGUGAAGAGCUGCUCUCCACUGCUGGCUCCUCUGCUGCCCACGCCAGGACUGCACAGGAGCUUUGGAAAGGCUGCUUGAAGUUGGUGGUGGACCAAAAUCUGUGGCUGUUGCAAGUGUAGUCCCGAUGGACAAGAAAAAGAAUUCCUUGAUUUUGCUUUAAGCCCUGGAUUAAUCAUUUGGUCCCCAAAGCUGCAGAGAAUCUGUUUUUAUCUUUGACCUUCUGAAGGUUGGAGUCACUCUAAAAAAAACAAAAGAAGAAAAUCCUGAAAGGGUUUGUUCCAGAGGAAAUUUUGCACAUGGUUUAAUGUGAGUAAUUUAAAAUAAAACUACUGCUGUAAAGUACUCUGUCAAUCUCCUCGUGUGUGUAAUGUCCCAGCCUGAAGUGACUUAUUGCACACCUGCCAUAUGUAGCAUCCUGAAAUCUGUAUAUUUAUUUAAAUCUAUUGAUUUUUUUUUUUAGACAGUGAUU